AUAUUAUAUUUAACUUUAAAUCGAGAGGCUAACAUGAAGGUCAGUGAAGAGAUGCAGAUACCUGUUAAGGGGGCUGACCUUUUAAGAACAAUGUGGGUGACGAUCUCUUUUCUCCUCAUGAUCUCUACACCGUGCUGGGCGCAAACUACAAGUGAUAUGGAAGGCACAACAUCCGGGGAUUUCACAACUGAAAGCUUCACAACGACGGUUGCCAUUACUAUGACAACAACUAAAACGCCUACUACCACAGAUUCUAGUGAAUGUGCAUUGUGGAGCGAUGAAUGUGACGUCAAUGCACGAUGUGAAGACAACACUUUUAGCUAUACGUGUAUUUGCAAUGCCGGAUAUGAAGGCAGCGGAACAAUCUGUUCUGAUAUCAACGAAUGUACAGCGGACACCCAUGUCUGUGAUGUAAACGCCCAAUGUGUGAACAACAUAGGAAAUUAUACGUGUGUAUGCCUAGCUGGAUUUACAGGCAAUGGAUUUUCCUGCGUUGAUAUCAACGAAUGUACAUCCGGCAUCCAUGGCUGUGAUGUAAAAGCCCUGUGUGUGAACAGCAUAGGAAGUUAUACGUGUGUAUGCCAAGAUGGAUAUACUGGCAAUGGAUUUUCUUGCAAUGAGCGUAUUUACAUCGAAUAUGGCUCCGGGCCUGACCGGUCACUAGGAUAUGUUCAAUACAGCUUUCUAGCGUGGUUUACUGUAAGACUAGAUACAGGGUUUCCUAUCAGCAAUGGUCAACUAUACACCUAUAUAACAUUUACAUCAACGGGCAUGAUUCAUUUCUCGAACUACUAUCCACGCAGCUAUCACCUGUUCAAGUACAUCAACCCGUCGUUAUAUUACUUUUAUGAUAUCUACUUCGAUCCAUCUAUUGCGGUAUUCGGUGCACCGGUCGACCUUUACCUCGGUAAUCCAAAGAUCUAUUAUGAGGUAUACGACAUCAACAAGGGGUACGGAAACUCAGCUGCUCUUCUCGCAGCGGUACAACAAAGACUCUAUGCAUCUCUGUCACUUCCGGAAGGGUUGGAGUCUUUCCAGUUCAUCAAUGGAAUCAACUUCAUCUUCAAGAUUACGUGGGAAAAUGUGCAACCUCAGGGAUCGAUGGCAGGACAGGAGACUGUAACCUACCAAGCUGUUCUCUUCACUGACGGAAGAAGAAGUGGUGUUCUGACAAUGUACCAGGGAGGCAGUUUCAACUGGAAUCCACUCUCUAAGUCAGUACCGGCUAAAAUCGGUUUCAGCACCAAGCAUAAUUGGUAUAACGUCUUUGAAGGAAACUUUCUUUCUGUACUGUAUGAUAGCUAUCGCCCUGAUCAAAGAAUUGGCAACACUGGUCUUAUGGGCAGAGAUAUCUACCGUCUUGAUGUGAACCCCGAUUGGUACAUCAACCCACGCCGAUACUGUCAAGAUUGGUACAGCGAUGAUCUGAGC
This is a messenger RNA of Lytechinus variegatus (green sea urchin), 1431 nucleotides long. RefSeq lists its product as uncharacterized. Gene Ontology annotation, molecular function: calcium ion binding. Gene Ontology annotation, biological process: cell-matrix adhesion. The annotation marks the transcript as partial. The record is from RefSeq and is a predicted model, not a curated record. NCBI's taxonomy places the organism in Eukaryota, Metazoa, Echinodermata, Echinoidea, Temnopleuroida, Toxopneustidae. The transcript has 11 exons.